Eruca vesicaria subsp. sativa (arugula) is the source of this 3876-nucleotide messenger RNA. NCBI's taxonomy places the organism in Eukaryota, Viridiplantae, Streptophyta, Magnoliopsida, Brassicales, Brassicaceae. The record is from the annotation of a GenBank genome assembly.
CUUCACAUUACAAAAGCUGUCCAGACAAGUUUUUCUUCUUCUGUUGUUGUCUUUUUGUAGUUAAAACAAUUUAAAUCAGAAAAAUUCAAACCCUCGUUAAACCCUAACGCCGCAAAACUUCGCCGCCGGCAACUUCCACCUCCCCCAAAAGCCAUGAACUACCGUUUCCAAAACCUACUCGGCGCACCCUACAGAGGCGGAAACGCCGUCAUUACCCAAAACACUAACCUCAUCUCCCCCGUCGGAAACCGCGUCUCCGUCACCGACCUCACCAAGCACCACACAAUCACUCUCCCUCUCAACACCUCUUCCAACAUCUCCCGUCUCGCCGCCUCUCCCGACGGUACUUUCCUAAUCGCCGUCGAUGACAACAACCGCUGCCUUUUCAUCAACGUCCCACGCCGCGUGGUGCUCCACAGGAUGAAGUUUAAUGGUAAAGUCGGCGCCUUGAAGUUUAGCCCCGAUGGUAAGUACUUCGCUGUUGGGGUAGGGAAGUUGGUUGAGAUUUGGGAGUCGCCUGGUUUCAGUAGAGCGGCUUUUGCGUUUAAGAGGGUUAGGACUUUUGCUGGUUGUGAUGAUAAAGUUUUGUCGUUGGAGUGGAGUUUGGAUUGUGAGUAUUUGCUUGUUGGUGCUAAGGAUUUAGUGGCGAGGCUGUUUUGCGUUAGGAAGUUGAGAGGUGUUUUGAAUAAGCCUUAUUUGUUUUUGGGGCAUAGAGAUUCUGUUGUGGGUUGUUUCUUUGGUGUUGAUAAGGUGAGUAAUGAGGUUAAUAGGGCUUUUACUGUUGCAAGGGAUGGCUACAUGUUUAGUUGGGGAUAUAGUGGAAAGAAUGAAUCAGAAGAUGAGCCAAUGUCUCCUGAUACUCCUGAGAGGGCUGAUGAGGUUAUGGUGGAAAAUGGCACUGAUGUUAAGAAACGAAAAGAGUAUGAGGGUAGAGGUAGUGAUUCAGAGGAUGAAGAUGGUGAAGAGUAUAUGCAUAGAGGGAAAUGGGGUUUGUUGAGGAAAGAUGGGUUUAAUCAAGGAUCAGCUAAGGUGACAGCUUGUGACUAUCACCAGGGGGUGGACAUGGUUGUGGUGGGGUUUUCGAAUGGUGUUUUUGGGCUUUAUCAGAUGCCGGAUUUCAUCUGUAUUCAUUUGCUGUCUAUCUCUAGGGAGAAGUUAACGACAGCUGUGUUUAAUGGGCGUGGUAAUUGGUUGACGUUUGGUUGCGCUAAGCUUGGGCAAUUGUUGGUAUGGGAAUGGCGUUCUGAAAGUUAUAUAUUGAAGCAACAGGGACAUUAUUUUGAUGUAAACUGCGUUACUUACUCAUCUGAUUCACAGUUCUUGGCAACUGGUGCUGAUGAUAACAAAGUCAAGGUGUGGAACGUUGCAUCAGGAGCAUGUUUCAUCACCUUCACAGAGCACACUAAUGCAGUUACUGCUCUUCAUUUUAUGGCUGACAAUCACUCCCUCUUAAGUGCAUCUCUGGACGGUACUGUUCGUGCUUGGGAUUUUCGAAGAUACAAGAACUACAAAACAUAUACAACCCCUACACCGCGACAGUUUGUUUCCUUAACAGCAGACCCAAGUGGUGACGUGGUUUGUGCUGGGACACUAGACUCAUUUGAGAUUUUUGUCUGGUCCAAGAAGACUGGGCAAAUAAAGGAUAUCCUGAAUGGGCACGAGGCUCCCGUUCAUGGGUUAAUGUUUUCUCCCUUAACGCAAAUUUUAGCUUCAUCCUCAUGGGACAAGACGGUUCGUUUAUGGGACGUGUUUGCUAGCAAAGGCACAGUGGAAACGUUUCAACACAACCACGAUGUUCUAACAGUUACCUUCCGUCCUGAUGGCAAACAGUUAGCCUCGUGUACGCUAGAUGGGCAGAUCCAUUUCUGGGACACUGUUGACGGUGUGUUGAUGUACACCAUAGAGGGGCGGAGAGAUAUUGCUGGUGGCCGCAACAUGACUGACCGUCAGUCUGCAGUUAAUUCAAGUUCUGGAAAGUGCUUUACAACCUUGUCCUAUUCCGCUGAUGGAAGCUAUAUUCUAGCUGCAGGAAAUAGCAGAUAUAUUUGCAUGUAUGACAUCUCGGAUCAGGUUCUGUUGCGUCGUUUCCAAAUAUCACAUAAUCUCUCAUUAGAUGGAGUUCUUGACUUCCUGAGCUCCAAGAAGAUGACAGAAGCAGGACCAAUGGAUUUGAUUGAUGAUGACAACAGCGAUGAAGAAGAUGGCAUUGAUAAACAGUCUCGGGGGAACUUGGGUUAUGAUCUGCCUGGAUCCAAGCCUAACCGCGGUAGACCCAUUAUCAGGACAAAAGGCCUUAGCAUAGCCCCAACGGGGAGGAGCUUUGCAGCUGCAACAACGGAAGGAGUUCUCAUCUUUUCAAUCGACGAGUCCUUCAUCUUUGAUCCUACCGAUCUUGACAUAGACGUGACACCAGAGGCGGUUGAGGAUGCCUUAAAGGAGGAAGAAGUGAGCAGAGCACUUGCUCUUAGCAUGCGUUUGAACGAGGACAGCCUAAUAAAGAAAUGCAUCUUUGCUGUGGCUCCUGCAGACAUAAAAGCUGUUGUCAUCUCUGUCCCCCAUAAAUACUUAGAACGGGUUAUGGAAGCUCUGGUGGAUCUGCUUGAGCACUGCCCUCAUCUUGAGUUCUUACUUUACUGGUGUCAGGAAAUGUGCAAGGCACACGGAAGCUACAUCCAGCGAAACUACAGAACUCUACUUCCUGCAUUGAAGUCGCUGCAGAAGGCAAUCACCAGAGCCCACCAGGAUCUUGCAGAUAUGUGUUCUUCCAACGAGUACACACUUCGCUACUUGUGUUCUGUUCCUAACAAUCACUGAUUAUGUUUUCUUCACAUCAUCCAACUAAAUUAUGUCCUCAGAAAUUAUCACCUUCCUUUUUGGGGAAACAUUUUUGAUAGAAGAGUGUUGAAUGCAAAACAAAAUGGUGCUAAUAACAAUGUGUGAAAAAAUGUGAAUAUUUUGAUGAUUUAGACACAAUCUUUUGAUUGAAUAUGUAAAACUAAACUUAAAUACAAACAAUAUAAAGAAGAUUAUGCCUAGAAGCAGAGCUGAGUUGUCUCUAUAAAAACCUAAACACUGAGUGCAAUAUGGAUAAAAAUCAAAGAGGCAUCAAAACUUUGAUUCACGGAGUCCAUGUGGGAUACACUGUCCCAUGGAGCCGAAGCAUCUGAGCAGCAGCACUUGCUUGGCCCCUUACACCAGUAAAAGGGUGGAUGAAAGCAUCAAAGUUGGGAUCAAUAAAGGGAUGUUGGUGGUGGUGUGGAUAAAGCUGAUAGAGAGGUCCAGCCAGCAACAAUCUCUGUUCUGCUUCCCAUCUCUGAAGAGCGUUGAGCAUUUCAACGUACUCAUCCUCUCUAUCUCGCCGCAUCUGCUCCCACAUGUGUUGCUCCCAAGGGCCCAUCACUGGCGAUAUAAAACCAGGGUGCUCAGCUUUCAAAUGAGUCUUGAGCUGAGAAUAAGUCCCAGAGAAACGACACUUGUCCAUAGAACAACACCUAGGUCUCGCAUUCAUGAAUCUCCGCGCGGAAGUAGACUUCACCGUCCCGUAAACCUCUCCUCUACAAUACGGACAGUUGAGAGUCUUGCUUGUGUUCUUCUUGUUUCUGCGGUACUGCUUGAAGCAGUUGGAGUGGCGGGAGCUUGUGUCACACAUGUAAGCACGACAACCUUUGGAGAAAGAAGAGCAUUGCAAGAGGACAGCAUUAUGAGGCGGCUCCAUGCAGAUGACACACCUCACAUCUUCCCAUUCACUCACACUCUCUGACACAAGUGGUGACUCUGCUUCUUUUUGUUUCUUGCUCCUACAAGAGCGGAGCGGGUAAGGAGAUACCCUGUUUCUGUUGCUUGAAACCGGUAAAAUCUGUCUUUCCUUAAGCAUCU